GCUUUUUAGUUACCAGUUCGAGCCUUCACAAUCAGGUUAAAAAGUUGAAAAGCCAAAAAAUUAUUUCGUUCAAAAGUGUCUUCACUGCUUCUUCGUUCAACAGGCUACACACUACCCCAACCCCAACGUCUAGACAUGGCAUUCUGUGGCCGCGUUAGUGCCUCUGGUGAAAUAGUCCUCAGGGAUGAGAUCUUCAGCGGCAGGACCCGCAUCAGCCGAUCCUCGUCGUCCAACGACUCUCCCACCUCGAUCUCGUCGCCGGACUCAUUGCCCCAAAACACCAGCACUCGAACUUUUGCUAUUAAGGACGACAGGGAUUAUCCGUCGCCCAAUUCUGCGAGUAACUGGUCCACCAUGUACGCCGGACUCAAGCGAUCGGAGAGCCAGAACAACUCGGUGCCCCCGCUGUGUCUCAGCUCCCGGGAGAGCUCCCUCAACUACCUCAGGCACAUACAAGGAAUAAAGGUGAAUCGCGAGCCAGAUGCGGCCUACGAGAACUGGUACUCGGCCAAGCAGCGGCAGAUCCUGCAGAGGCAGCGGCGGCUGAAGGAGGAGCUGAAAUCCAAGCAGCAGCAGAUGGAUGAGCGCAAGCAGCUGGCCAAGAUGUGCUACGACCAGUGGCUGAAGGACAAGGCUCGCCAGGCCGCGAAUCUGCAACUGGAGAAUCAACUCCAGGCAGCGGCCAUGAAGGCCAGCCUUGUCCUGAGCAAGAAUCCCCUGGUGUCCCCAUCCACCACAUUGUGCCCAACCGGCUCAUCAAGCUCUUCGGCGACUGCCAACAGGUCCAUUCGCAAGGUGUCCAAGGACGAGAUCCGCAAGGUCGUCGAGGAUUGGUGGCUGAAGAAGCAGCGGCAGCAGCAGGCGCAGCGCGAGGAGAAGCGUAGGGCCCUGAUGGCCAGGGCGCUGGAGGAGGAGCGGCGCAAGCGACUCGCCCAGGUUGCCUGGGAGAAGUGGAUGAGCAACGUGGACGCGAAGCCCAAGCCGGUGCCCCUCAAUCAGGGCUUGGACUCUCUGCGAGGCACCGUCUCGCAGCUCUACGUGAAUCCCACGCCCUGGAUGGAUCCCCUGAAGCCUUCACAGAACUAACCUGGUCGAUCGUCCACUCCAUUCAGAUUCUAUUCUUCCAGACCUACUUUAUGAGUGAUUCAAAUUGUCCACAAGUUGUUAAAAUAUAGAAAUAUUCCUAUUCAGCUUAUGGAAAAAGCAUGAAAACUGUUAUAA
Molecule: messenger RNA, 1221 nt
Organism: Drosophila biarmipes
Lineage: Eukaryota; Metazoa; Arthropoda; Insecta; Diptera; Drosophilidae
Exons: 2
Coding region: 136-1086 (316 amino acids)
Source: RefSeq, a predicted model, not a curated record